Messenger RNA from Clunio marinus, 195 nucleotides. NCBI's taxonomy places the organism in Eukaryota, Metazoa, Arthropoda, Insecta, Diptera, Chironomidae. The record is from the annotation of a GenBank genome assembly.
AUGAUGACAACAGAAGUGGCACUUGCAUUAGCUUUAUUAAUAGAUAUGCUUCACAAUGCCAUGUGUGUAAAUAGCGGCAGUGCAACAUGGAUGGAUGAUGAAGAAGCAAAUGAUUGUUCCACUGUUUUGUUUGGGGAGGUUAUGGGUGGAAAGAUGAAAAUCCAAUACAUAUGUAACACUGCUGAAAAAGCGUAG